Vigna unguiculata (cowpea) is the source of this 2066-nucleotide messenger RNA. Its product is annotated as kinase-interacting family protein-like. The record is from RefSeq and is a predicted model, not a curated record. Gene Ontology annotation, molecular function: actin binding. NCBI's taxonomy places the organism in Eukaryota, Viridiplantae, Streptophyta, Magnoliopsida, Fabales, Fabaceae.
AAAGUUUAUAUCUUUUCGUAUAGGUGGCUGUUGACAGGUCUAUCUUUUUGGUGUGUUUUUGUUUUCAAAUUUCCAAUUUGAUUUGAACAAGACUUGUAUACCCAUUGUCUCUGAUCUGGCGAUUGAUCCAUUGUCCCUUUCUCAUACCCUUUUGUUCUUUUGUUUGGCCUUUGCGGUGCUUUUUGGACACUCAUCUUGUGUUUCAAAUUUUGAAACUAGAAUGGACCUGGUGGUCACACACACACAACUCACUGGUUCCUGGCCACGUCACUUGCCUUGCUGCAGUGCACAUUAGAUUUUGGUGGCAUUUGUAAUGGUGACUUUUCCAUUUAGCCUCGUGGCUUGUGCUCAUAUUCCCCUAAACUUUAUUGGCUUUACACUUAAAAAAUUUGAAAGUUGGAGAACGUUAGCUUUUCUGUCAACAGUGCACAUGCUCAGGUAUAGUACAUGAUUUUGACCUUUGCAUUCAAAACUAGAGGUAGUAGAUGUAACUCUAGACCAGACACUAGAGUGGCAAUGUGCCAUACCCUUGUGGCUAACUCGUGUUGCAAAUUCAAAUUCUGUUUUCAAAUUUAGCCCUGCACUAUUUAAUUUCCUUGUAACGUUUUAUCUUGCGUACCAGAAUUAUUUAUGGGGUUUGUCAGUGUUCCCUUUUAUGGUGUCAUGGUUUGGUAACAUGUCCCUCUCUCUGUGCUCAAUUACUCAUCAACCAAGUUUGGAUAGGGUCUAUAUUAACCUCCUUUGUGGUACAUCCCAUUUGUCAAUCUUUUUACAAGUUGAAACUUAAUGGUUCUGAAGCUAUGGACUUGUGUAAACCCGAAUUAGAGGAGAGGAUGAAAGUGUUGACAAUGAGUACAACCGAAGAAGAAGAAAUUGGUGAUACUUUUGCUGAAAGAGCAGAAUCCUACUACCAAAAGAGACCCCAGCUACUGUCCCUUCUGCAGGACUUGUACAAUGGCUACAUAACCUUGUCUGAUCGUUACAUCCAAACACUGGCCAAACACAAGCAUCAUAGUAGACACUCUUCCCAAGUCUCAACUGUUGAUGAAGGCUUCUCUGACCAGGAAGAAACAAGUGGUGUGAGCCACGUUGAUUCAGAUAUUGAGAGCUCAAUCUCCUACCAACACCCUCCACACCUGGUGAUGCCUAUUUUUCUCUCUAAGAGCUCCAUGCUUGAUGUUGAUGCCGUUGUUGCCGAGCUUGUGGUCAGGAAUGUUGAAUAUGACUUGUUGAUGCACGAGGUUGGUGUCAUGGAGAGGAGGUAUUGCGAGUCCUCAAGAAAAAGUGAGCUACAAAAGAGUCUUCUUGAGGUGUUGGAAUCUGAAAGGAUUGUUCUGCUGAAUGAGAAUGCUAGUUUGAGUUACAGAAUCAACACUCUGGUGGAAGAGAACAAAGAGCUGGCAACUGAAUCAGUUUUCAUCAAGAGAAAAGCUGGUGAGCUGGCAAAGUGUGUGCUGAAGAUGAGGGAGGAUCAUAGGGUGUACAUGCUACACAGGAAAAUUGAAGAUCUUCAAGCACAGAUACAUGGCUUAGAGAAGAGGAACAAGGAGUAUUAUGAGAAACUUCUGAGAAGAGAUGGUCAAGAUGGUAACAAAGGGAAGAGUGGGGAGGGGAUAGCUUUGGAGGUUUGUGUUCAGAUGGAUAAGUUUAGGAGGUUCAAGUGGAAAGAUGGUAACUCUUCUAGGAAGAGAUUUGAUGGGAAGAAAUCCCCUAGUUUGUGGAAAAAGCUCAAGAACAUGGAUUUGUUAUUGUGUGGCACUAAUCCAACCUGUGCUUGAUGGUAGUUUUUUUUUGUGGAGUUCACAAAAGUUCUAUCAAAAUUUAUAUGCAUACUUUUUGGCACUUUAAAGUUAGCAGCAGUAGCUUACUAGGUUUACUUAUAAGCCAUGGUGUACAUUCCAACAUGAGGCCUUUCAACAUAGAAAUGCAUGAAGACCCUCUAGCUGAAUCCAUGACAAACUAAUUGUAGAUCGGUUAACAUCAUCUUUGUAAAAGCUAGAGUGUGUCUGUACCUUUGCCUCCACUAUUUAAGUUCAUCAAUUCUGCAAUAUUAUGUUAUUAGUUAA